GAACCUAAUUCGCUCAUCCACAUCCAAACAAAGGGCCGACGAGAGAUCUGUAUAAAACAAUCGGUUCUUCCACUUCUUCCUCACCCACUACUGCUAAUCUUAGCUCUCCCGUCACUAACCUUUCAGUUCAUAUCCUCGGCGACCAAAUGGUUUCCGGUUCCUUCACCGGCGAGGUCACUCUCAAUGUCUCAGCCGCAAGACUCUGGAAAGGAGGGAUCGAGGAGCCCCAUAUCUUGUACCCCAAGCUCAUGCCUGAUUAUAUUUCCAAAGCCGAGCGUAUUGGAGAGGGAGUCGGAGCUAUUAACGUUUUCUACUACUCUCCGGCCGCAAAUCUGCCACCGGGAAGCCUCAUCAAGAACAAGAUAGAAGUGCUCGAUGAAGCGACUUUCACUUUUAAGAACUCGUCCGUCGAAGGAGGGCUCCUUGGAGUGCUUGUUAACUCAUUCACCUAUGAGUCCGUCUUCAUUCCAUCCGGUCCUGAUAGUUGCGUUGCGAAGAUCAAGUUCGACUAUGAAACAAUUGCGGACCAAGAUCUCAGUGAAGAGGAACUAAAAGCCGGCAGAGAUGGAUCGAUCGCAGUGCUCAAGGCCACCGAAGGAUAUCUACUUGCCAAUCCUGAUGUCUACGCUUAAAUUCAUAUGCAUAUCGCUCAUCCAACCUUAGCAACAUCCUUUUCAACUAUGUUUCCCUUUGACUCUUAUUUAAUAAAUGUGAACAAUAAAUGGAUG
This is a messenger RNA of Zingiber officinale, 728 nucleotides long. Its product is annotated as pathogenesis-related protein 1-like. Lineage: Eukaryota; Viridiplantae; Streptophyta; Magnoliopsida; Zingiberales; Zingiberaceae. Bases 147 to 632 code for a protein of 161 amino acids. The transcript has 2 exons. Gene Ontology annotation, cellular component: nucleus; cytoplasm. Gene Ontology annotation, molecular function: abscisic acid binding; protein phosphatase inhibitor activity; signaling receptor activity. Gene Ontology annotation, biological process: abscisic acid-activated signaling pathway; defense response. The record is from RefSeq and is a predicted model, not a curated record.